Messenger RNA from Uranotaenia lowii, 782 nucleotides. RefSeq lists its product as uncharacterized. The transcript is spliced from 6 exons. The record is from RefSeq and is a predicted model, not a curated record. The coding region runs from base 32 to 694 and encodes 220 amino acids. NCBI's taxonomy places the organism in Eukaryota, Metazoa, Arthropoda, Insecta, Diptera, Culicidae.
CGAUGGGUUUCUUAAAGAACCUUCAUUAAAAAUGUUUUCAGCAUUUUGGUUGUUGCUUUUCGUUUCCUUUGUGUAUACGGAAAAAUCUUCAGCUGGCGAUGAGGAUAUAUUCUCUUAUGUUAUAGAAACCGACGAUUCAUUUCAUGGAGACGAACGAGUCGGGAUGAGUGGACAGCAUACAGGCCCUAUGACAGAGAUUUUCGAUUAUGGUUCACACUCGGAUGAAGCCUUCGAUUCAAAGAACUCAGUACCUAGCAGUCGACCGACAACGGCUGCUCCGACGACUGAAGCCACUAUUAUAUCGAUGACCGCUAAGCCACGUGUAACCGAGAAUGUGGGAAGUUCUGAACCUAGAACUGGUCGACAGGACACUUAUAGUCGUGUGACCGACAUUUUGAAUCGAAUCAAUUUGAACGGAGUGCAGUCGGAAUUGCUCUCGGAUGCUAAUAUAUAUUUGAGUACCUUUAAAAAUAAUGUGAUUUUCCAAGCAAGUCAAGUGGAUGACUUCUCGAAGAUCCAUGGAUGUUUCUACAAUGCAGGACCAACUGCUGACGAGUCACGCAACUAUAUGAUUAUGGAAUUCGAUAACUGCAGGAAAACAUGUAGCGUUAAUGCUUUAACACGUUAUAAGAAUAGUCUGGAGUACUUGGAAAAUCUUAUCCAUAGCUGUAUUGGAUCACGGAUUGUAAAAUAACAAUCCUAAAAAUUAUAAAAACAAAAGAAUAUAUCUAUUCCCAACUUAACCAAAAUAGAAAUAAAUAAACAAAUAGAUGUGCAAAAAA